AUGGCAUCAACCACCACUACCCCCUCCUUCCUCGGCAACCCGAUGGAAAUCUGCCUCGUCACCCGCGACUACAAGCGCACCAUCAGCGGCCUCCACGCCCUCGGAAUUGGUCCCUGGCGCUGCUAUUCUUUCACGCCCUCCAACACGACCAAUCAAACCUACCGGGGCCAAGCCUCUCCCUUCGUCCUGCGCGUCUGCUUCGCCGAGCUGUCGCCAUCCAUGGUGUACGAGGUGAUCCAGCCGGUCAGCGGGCCCAACAUUUUCCAAGAAUUCCUCGACCAGCAUGGCGAAGGUGUGCAUCACAUCGCGUACGAUAUGAACGGAGUUCCGUUUGCGGAACGGGUCAAGGAGUUUGAGAAGAGGGGCUUUGUCAUGUCCCAGGGUGGCAGCUGGAUGGGAAAGAACCACUUUGCCUUCUUCGAGACCGAGGAGAAGACGGGAACGUGCUUUGAGACGUAUGAGUUUCCGGGGGAUUGGGAUUACCCCGAGCCGGAGGAGUGGUUUCCCCACGCACCACAGUGA
Diplodia corticola is the source of this 522-nucleotide messenger RNA. RefSeq names its product methylmalonyl-epimerase. The coding region runs from base 1 to 522 and encodes 173 amino acids. The transcript has a single exon. NCBI's taxonomy places the organism in Eukaryota, Fungi, Ascomycota, Dothideomycetes, Botryosphaeriales, Botryosphaeriaceae. The record is from RefSeq and is a predicted model, not a curated record.